UGCGCGCAAGUGCGAACGAGGUCAUAGAAUCAGCUAUAAGUGCAAUAUAUAAGCGUAAAACCCCGCUUCAGUCUUGCUUCUCUUGAAACCCUAGCCCUAGCCGUCUGUGUUGGAACCUUUGCAUUCUGCAGUCUUUCCUCUACUGCAACAAUGGGUAUUUCUCGUGAUUCUAUGCACAAGAGGAGGGCCACUGGUGGCAAGAAGAAGGCUUGGAGAAAGAAGAGAAAGUAUGAGCUCGGAAGGCAGCCUGCAAGCACAAAACUGUCUAGCAACAAGACAGUGAGGAGAAUUAGGGUUCGAGGUGGAAAUGUGAAGUGGCGUGCUUUGAGGCUUGAUACUGGAAACUACUCUUGGGGUAGUGAAGCUGUUACCCGAAAGACCAGAAUUCUUGAUGUGGUGUACAAUGCAUCUAACAAUGAGCUUGUUCGUACUCAAACUUUGGUGAAGAGUGCCAUUAUUCAGGUUGAUGCAGCACCUUUCAAGCAGUGGUAUCUUCAGCACUAUGGAGUUGACAUUGGCCGCAAGAAGAAAACUGCAGCUGCCAAGAAGGAAGGAGAGGAAGGUGAAGCUGCUACUGAGGAAGUGAAGAAGAGCAAUCAUGUUUUGAGAAAGCUGGAGAAGAGACAACAGAUCCGCAAGCUUGACCCACAUAUUGAAGAACAAUUUGGUGGUGGCCGUCUGCUAGCUUGCAUCUCAUCACGCCCCGGUCAGUGCGGCCGUGCUGAUGGGUACAUUUUGGAGGGCAAAGAGCUGGAGUUUUACAUGAAGAAGCUCCAGAGGAAGAAGGGAAAGGGAGCUGGUGCUGCCUAAAAUUUUGUUGUCUGAACUCCAUAUUAAGAUUAGACUUUUAUCUUUACAUUAAUUGUUGCCCUUCUGUUUGGAUCAUAGUUUUCUAUGAGAUGAGCAGUCAAAACUUGUAGCACCAACCAGGAUUUGUUGAAUUCUUAAUUAGAAUGACAGUGUCUUUUGUUUUACA
This is a messenger RNA of Ricinus communis (castor bean), 976 nucleotides long. Its product is annotated as 40S ribosomal protein S8. Bases 151 to 810 code for a protein of 219 amino acids. The record is from RefSeq and is a predicted model, not a curated record. Gene Ontology annotation, biological process: translation; maturation of SSU-rRNA from tricistronic rRNA transcript (SSU-rRNA, 5.8S rRNA, LSU-rRNA). Gene Ontology annotation, cellular component: cytosolic small ribosomal subunit; ribosome. Lineage: Eukaryota; Viridiplantae; Streptophyta; Magnoliopsida; Malpighiales; Euphorbiaceae. The transcript is spliced from 5 exons. Gene Ontology annotation, molecular function: structural constituent of ribosome.